Molecule: messenger RNA, 3761 nt
Organism: Sceloporus undulatus (fence lizard)
Lineage: Eukaryota; Metazoa; Chordata; Lepidosauria; Squamata; Phrynosomatidae
Product: zinc finger protein 11-like
Exons: 5
Coding region: 225-3344 (1039 amino acids)
Biological process (GO): regulation of transcription by RNA polymerase II
Molecular function (GO): DNA-binding transcription factor activity; RNA polymerase II cis-regulatory region sequence-specific DNA binding
Source: RefSeq, a predicted model, not a curated record
GUGCCUACUCCUUUUAAGCCAAGGAAUGCAGGGCUGUGUCCUGCUGCCCUGGGAACGCUGGACUCACUCUUCCCUCUCAGUGGGCAGCAGUCAGCCAUUUCCCCAGGAGUGCCUCUUCCCCUGAUCCUUGGAGCAGCAGCAGCAGCAGGAAGGGCAGAAGUUCAUCUGGGGGAGCCCCAUUCCUACCCAGCUCCCCAAUAUUCAUUGGUCAUUAGGGCUCCAGAAUGGCAGGUCGAGCCAGAUCGUCCCGAAGAGGAAGGCAGAAGAAAAGAGAGAAAAGAAAAAGCACGGAGGCAAAACCAGCUCAGGGUCCAGCGACCUUUGAGGAUGUGGCUGUCUAUUUCACGGAAGAGGAAUGGGCUCUUCUGGACCUGAACCAAAGACUCUUGUACACGGCGACCAUGAUGGAGAAUUAUGAGAAUGUGGCCUCAUUGGCUCCCAAACCUGACCUUGUUUCCCAGCUAGAGCAAGAGGAAGGGCCAUGGCCUCCUGAUCUUCAGGCGUCAGAUGGAGCAGAGGCCACUGAGUCACAGAACAGCUCAGCAGGGAAUUCUAGGAAAACACACAUCUGUCCUGAGUGUAGGCGAGGUUUUACCCUCAGAUUGUCUCUUGUUGCACACCAGAGACGCCAUACAAGAGAGAAGUCCUCUGAUUGUGGGGAAAGUCCAAAAGUCAGAAGCCCUCAAGAGCCUCAGAAAAGAAGAAGACCCCACAGCUGCUCUGAGUGUGAAAAAUCAUUUACUCAUCCCUCUAUCCUUUUGAUUCACCAGAAAAUCCAUAAGAAAUAUACAUCAUAUAGUUGCUCAGAAUGUAGAAUGUCCUUUCUUCGAGUCUCAGAUUUUGUGAGUCAUUCAAGAGUCCAUACAAAAAGUAGGCUUUACAGAUGUUGGGAGUGUGGGAAACGUUUUGCUAAGGGAACACACCUUGUCAUCCAUCAAAGAAACCACACCAGAGAGAAAUCUUACAAAUGUCUGAAGUGUGGGAAAUGGUUUUCUCAGAACUCACAGCUUUGUAAGCACCAAAGAGCCCAUGCAGGAGAAAAAUCCUACAAAUGCCACGUCUGUGGGCUGUGUUUUUCUGGAUGGCAACAAAUUGUGAACCAUAAGCUGAUUCAUAAUGGGAAAAGGCCCUACCAAUGCCCAGAGUGUGGCAAGUCAUUUGGUUUAUGGUCAGUCCUUGUGAUCCAUAAGAGAAUUCACACAGGAGAGAAAUUCCCUAAAUCCCAGCAGCGUGGGAAAGGUUUUCCUCAGAAAGUACAACUUAGGAGUCACAAGAGAGUUCAGAGAAAAAAAAGAGUCCAUAAAUGCUUGGAGUGUGGAAAAUCAUUUGCUGAGAUGUCCUCACUAGCAACCCAUCAGAAAACUCACAGAGGAGAGAGACCAUACAAGUGUUUGACAUGUGGGAAAAGUUUUACGGAUAAAAAGAGUCUUGUGCAACAUGAGAAAAUCCACACAGGAGUGAAGCAUCAUGAAUGGUCCAAGUGCAAAAAACGUUUUCUUCUACGUUCAGGGCUUGUGGAGCACCAGAAAGUGCAUACAGGAGAGAGAGCCCAUAAAUGCAUGGAAUGUGAAAAAAGUUUUGUUCGGCAAGCACAACUUGUAGUUCAUCAGAGGGUUCAUACGGGAGAGAGACCAUACAAGUGUGCGGAGUGUGACAAAUGUUUUAUGAUGAAGCAGCACCUUAAGGCACACCAGGUGCUCCACACUGGAGAAAGGCCAUACAAAUGCUUGGAGUGUGGGAAGUGCUUUGCUCAGGCAAGCUGUUUUAAUGCACACCGAAAAAUCCACACAAAAGAAAGGCCUUACAAAUGUGAGGAAUGUGGGAAAUGCUUUGCUGAUAGUUCAUACUUGAUUAUUCAUAAGAGAAUCCAUACUGGAGAGAAACCGCACAAGUGUCCGGAUUGUGGAGAAACAUUUGCUUAUAAGUGCCGACUUGAGUUUCAUAAAAAAAUUCAUACAGGAGAGAGACCCCAUAAAUGUUUUGAAUGUGGGAAAGGUUUUUACGCAAAAAGCAGUAUGUUGCGUCAUCAGGCCAUUCACACAGGAGAAAAGCCCCAUAAAUGCUUGGAUUGUGGUAAAUGUUUUGUUGCACAUUCAAAACUUCGAAGUCAUCAAGUGAUUCAUACGGGAGUAAAAGCCUCUCAGAGGAUGGAAGUAAAAGCCCAUAAAUGUUUUGAGUGUGGGAAAUGUUUCCGCUGGCCUUCAGGCCUUCUGAAACAUCAGAAAACUCACAGAGAAGAGCCCCACAAGUGUUUGGAUUGUGGCAGAUGUUUCUCCUUCAAAUCCUAUCUUCUGCAACAUCAGAGAACUCACACUGGGGAGAAACCCUAUCAGUGCUCAGAAUGUGGAAAAUGUUUCCAAAGAAAAUGUAAUCUUCAGAGGCAUCAGAUGGUCCACACUGGAGAAAGACCGUAUAAAUAUGUGGAAUCUCGCAGGGGUUUUCCUAUGAAGUCGGCUCUUGUAGUCCACCAGACAACCCAUACAGGAGAGAGACCCUAUGAGUGCGAGGAGUGUGGGAGAUCCUUUCCUCUAAAGCACACCCUUCAGCGUCAUCAGAGAAUCCACACAGGAGAAAAACCGUACAGAUGCUUUGAAUGUGGGAAAUCUUUUCUUACUAGAGGACACCUUAUUAGUCACAAUAAAAUCCACAUAGGAGAGAAACCAUACAAAUGUUUGGACUGUGGAAGAUCAUUUUCGUCUCUGUAUAGCUUUAAAGGGCACCAGAGACUCCAUACUGGAGAGAGACCCUAUAAAUGCUUGGUGUGUGGGAAAUGUUUUGCCCGGAGCGACAGUUUUUGUAACCAUAAAAAAACCCAUUCUAAUAAUCAGAAGCCCUACAUGUGUAUGGAAUGUGGCAGACAUUUUGCUUCUGAAUCACUGUUAAUAAUCCAUCAGAGAAUCCACAGAGGAGAAAAGCCCUUCUUAUGCACGGAGUGUGGGAAAUAUUUUUCCCAAAAAGUAUGCCUUGAGAGACACCAGAGAAUUCAUACAGGAGAGAAACCCUAUAAGUGCCUGGAUUGUGGUAAAUGUUUUUCCAUUAGUUCAACGCUUCAGUUACACAACAGAAUUCACACGGGAGAGAAACCAUAUAAAUGUUUGGAGUGUGGCAAAUGUUUUGUCAGCAAUUCAAUCCUUCGAGUACACCAGAGGAUCCAUAAAGGAGAGAAACCCUAUGAAUGCUUGGAAUGUGGCAAAUGUUUCACACAAAAAUCAACUUUUGUGAGACACCAGAAAAGGCAUACUGGAGGGAAAAAACCCCAUAAAUGCUUGAAGUGUGGGAAACACUUUGCCAAAAUGGCAGGCCUUCAUAGACACCAGAAGAUCCACAGGAGAGAAACCCCAUAACUGUUUGGAAAGUGGCAGAGGUUUUGCAUACAACUCAAGCCUCACAACUACCAGAGCAUCCACACUGGAAGAAAACCUUCAGGAAAACAACAACCCUAUCAAUUUCCCUGAAGAUGCAAAGUUUGCAUCAGAAAGCAAAGGUGUCACUUCCGCAGCCACUAUGUGGACAAUUUUAGAUUUUUUAUAUUUCGGAUUUUGGAGUUCUGGAUGAAGGAGACUCAACCUGUACUUUAAAAAAAAUUAUACGUGGUAUUAGGUUCUAUUUGAGGAGGAAGGUAUGAUAUAAAUGUGAUAAUGUGUAGCCAUGAUUCCUAGAAUGAAUGAAGAGGCCAUGGAGAAGUGUACCAAAGUGUCUUCUGAAUCUGGUUAAUGUUUCACUUUUUAAAAAUGCUUUUAAUAAACAUGUCCGGGAUCCUG